This is a messenger RNA of Seriola aureovittata, 7973 nucleotides long. It is a transcript of the gene atp10a, whose product is annotated as ATPase phospholipid transporting 10A. The record is from RefSeq and is a predicted model, not a curated record. The transcript is spliced from 21 exons. Lineage: Eukaryota; Metazoa; Chordata; Actinopteri; Carangiformes; Carangidae. Gene Ontology annotation, biological process: phospholipid translocation. Gene Ontology annotation, molecular function: ATPase-coupled intramembrane lipid carrier activity; ATP binding; magnesium ion binding. Gene Ontology annotation, cellular component: plasma membrane. Bases 710 to 5230 code for a protein of 1506 amino acids.
UAUUUGCACCAAUUUGUUUUACAUGUGUAGAAUUAUAGAUUACCGCCUUUAAACUGGAUAUUUGGCUUCUUCCUGUGGGCCAGCAUAAACUCCAAUAAUACCGCGUGGCACUUGGAGACACACACAAAAAAAAAAAAAAAAAACCCCAGGUUGGAUCGAGGAGGGGCCUGUGGGUCGGAUUUCCAGAGGAGUGAGACCUCCGACCCGCUGACGAACAUCCUCUCCGCGCUCAGGCUGCGCGCGUUCGCUGCUCCGCAAACACAACGGGCAGCGCGCGACCACCGGCAGUGGCCCAUCCACAUGAUGUAGAAAUCAGGCGCCGAGCUAAAGGGGGAGGGAAGUCCGAGUUAUGCCUCGCUACUAUCUCAGCAUCCUUCCCAGCAGCAGUAGGAAAAAAAAAAAAGGAAAAAAAAAAAAGGAGAAGCCAAACAAGCAAAAGUUUUUCCUCCGACUCGCGGAAAAGAGGAGUCGACAUGGAUGAAAACGAGCAGUUUGUGUGACUGAACGUAAAAAAAAGGACUGACGAAAACAAACUCCACACGGUAAAAAGAAUGAUAACAUAGCUAGCACUUUGUUCGCUUCCUUUUUUUUUUUUUUUUUUUUUUUUUUUAACCCCUUUUUUUUUUUUUGUAUGAGAGAAUCACGAAAACAAACUGUGGGGAAGUUUUAAGGCAAGAGAGAGAGAGAGAGAGAGAGAGAGAGACGGGCCAUGGCGCGGGAGGGCGAAGACGCCGGGAUGGCCAAAGCUUCAAAAGUCAAAAGGCAGAGAAAGAAGAAGAAAACCAAGGAGAACAAAACCAGGAUUGUCCACGCAAACAUACUGUAUGACUACGCCAAAGGGGAGGAAAACCCAAACCGACACUAUGCAAACAACAAGAUUAAGACGACCAAGUACACUCUGCUGUCUUUCCUGCCAAAGAAUCUUUUUGAGCAGUUUCAUAGAUUUGCCAAUGUUUACUUUGUUUUCAUCGCUUUGCUGAAUUUUGUCCCAGUUGUCAACGCUUUUCAACCGGAACUGGCUCUGGCCCCUGUAGUUUUUAUUCUGUCUGUCACUGCCAUCAAAGACCUAUGGGAGGACUACAGGAGGCACAGGUCGGAUAAAGAAAUCAAUCACAUGGACUGUCUGGUCUACAGCAGAGCGGAGAGACGCUAUGUGGAGAAGUACUGGAAGGAGGUGCGAGUGGGAGACUUCAUCAGGCUGCGAUGCAACGAGAUUCUCCCCGCCGACGUCCUGCUGCUGAGCUCCAGUGACCCGGACCGCCUGUGCCACAUCGAGACCGCCACACUGGACGGAGAGACCAACCUCAAGCAGAGGCAGGUCGUCCGCAGCUUCUUUGACCUGGAUUGUGAGUUCGACCCCUUGAAGUACAACAGCGUAAUUGAAUGUGAAAAGCCCAACAACGACCUGAACAGAUUCCGAGGCUACAUAAUCCAUCGAAGCGGCAGAAGAGAUGCACUUUACAAAGAGAACCUGCUGCUGCGAGGCUGCACCAUCCGCAACACGGAGGAGGCUGUGGGAAUAGUCAUUUACGCAGGUCACGAGACCAAAGCCAUGUUGAACAACAACGGCCCGCGCUACAAGCGCAGUAAACUGGAGAGACAGAUGAAUGUAGACGUGUUCUGGUGUGUCAUCAUCCUGCUGGUCAUGUGCCUGUUUGCUGCUGUGGGUCAUGGGCUGUGGAUGUUUCAGUACAGAGAUAAGAGGCCUGUGUUUGACGUUCUCAGUCCAGAGGGGACGGACUUAUCCCCCAUCAUGUCGGCCAUUUAUCUCUUCCUCACCAUGAUCAUCGUGUUUCAGGUGCUGAUACCCAUCUCCCUCUUUGUGGCGAUUGAGAUUGUCAAGAUCUGCCAAGUGUAUUUCAUCCAUCAGGACCUGGAUCUGUACGACGAGGAGACGGACACUCACCUGCAGUGCAGAGCUCUUAAUAUCACUGAGGAUCUCGGCCAGAUGCAAUACAUCUUCUCUGACAAGACGGGCACGCUGACGGAGAACAAGAUGGUGUUUCGCCGCUGCACUGUGGCAGGGGUGGAGUACUCCCACGAUGCCAAUGCUAGAAGACUUGCUAUGUACCAGGAGAUGGAUUCAGAGGAAGAGGAGUGUACAUCUCACGGUGGCACCCUGCCCAGGCGGGACAGCGUGUCCAGCCACCAGAGCGCCCCGGUGGUGCUGCGCUCCCAGAGCACCAAGUCCCAUCGCAGGACGGGAAGCAGGGCGGAGGCCAAGCGUGCCAGCAUCCUGUCCAAGCACACGGCCUUCAGCAGCCCCAUGGAGAAAGAUAUCACCCCCGACCCUCAGCUCCUGGACAAGGUCAAUGAAUGCAGCAGUCAGAUGGACUUCAUGCGCUUCCACAGCCAGCCCAUGUCCCAGCUGCCCUCUGACCUCUCCGACAUCAUCGAUUUCUUCAUCGCUCUCACCAUCUGCAACACGGUGGUGGUGUCCUCCCCCAACCAGCCCAGACAGAAGGUCCGGAUGAGGUUUGAGCUGAAGUCCCCGGUGAAGACCAUCGAGGACUUCAUCAAACGCUUCACCCCGAGCCGACUGACCUCAGGCUCCAACAGCAGCAGCUCCUCCAGCCUCAUCACGAACCGCUCCUCCAACAGAGGGUGCUCCAGCAUGCUGUCCUCCCCCUCUGCAGAGAGCACGCUCACCAAGCUGGACGAGGAGCAGCCUCCCAGAGGCCUGGACCACACCUUCAGCCCCGUCCUGCCCUGCUACGACGGGAAGGCGCGGGGCCCGGAGGAGAGCGAGCUGCGCUAUGAGGCGGAGUCGCCCGACGAGGCUGCGCUCGUCUACGCCGCCAGGGCCUACAAAUGCUCCCUCGUCGGACGCCUCCCUGACCAGGUGACUGUGGAACUGCCGCACCUGGGGAAGCUGAGCUUUGAGCUGCUGCACACGCUGGGCUUCGACUCCACCAGGAAACGCAUGUCCGUGGUGGUCAGACAUCCGCUGACGGAUCAGAUCACUGUGUACACUAAAGGUGCGGACUCUGUCAUCAUGGACCUCAUCACACCUCCCAACACAGGUAACUCCAAAGGGAAACGCCAGAAAAAGAUCAUCUACAGGACCCAGAACUAUCUGAACCUGUACGCUGCAGAUGGCCUUCGCACGCUGUGCAUUGCAAAAAAGACCCUGAGCAAGGAUGAGUAUGCCUGCUGGCUGCAGCGUCACCUGGAGGCUGAAACGGCCAUUCAGGGAAGAGAGGAGCUGCUCUUCGAGUCGGCCCUGCGACUGGAAACAAACCUCCAGCUUUUAGGAGCGACGGGCAUUGAGGACCGUCUGCAGGACGGCGUGCCUGAAACUAUAGCGUCUCUGAGGAAGGCCGGCCUGCAGAUAUGGGUGCUGACGGGUGACAAACAAGAAACGGCCGUGAAUAUAGCGUAUGCCUGCAAGCUGCUGGACCCCGAGGAGGAGAUCUUGACACUGAAUGCUGAUUCUCAGGAGGCAUGUGCGUUGUUGCUGGAGGAGAGUUUACACUACAUCCAGGCCAAAUUCCUCUGCAGCUCUACAGACCAAACCACCAAGGCCUUCCACGCUAACUUUCCACCCUUUGAGAUCUAUCCCUCUUCAUCUCCGUCCUCCUCCUCAUCCUCCCACACCGUUCCCUUCAUGGUGCACCGGCUGGGCCUGGUAAUUGAUGGGAGGACCUUGGCUUAUGCCCUGGAUAAGAGUUUGGAGGAUAAGUUUCUGGCUGUAGCGCGGAGCUGUCGCUCAGUGCUCUGCUGCCGCUCCACGCCGCUGCAGAAGAGCAUGGUGGUCAAACUGGUGCGGAACAAGCUGAAGGUCAUGACUCUGGCCAUAGGUGAUGGCGCCAAUGACGUCAGCAUGAUCCAGGUAGCGGACGUGGGCGUGGGGAUCUCGGGACAGGAGGGCAUGCAGGCAGUGAUGGCGAGCGACUUCGCUCUCCCACGUUUCCGGUAUCUCCAGAAGCUUCUGCUGGUCCACGGACACUGGUGCUACUCCAGACUGGCUAACAUGAUCCUCUAUUUCUUCUACAAAAACGCUAUGUUUGUAGCGCUCAUCUUCUGGUAUCAGUUCUACUGUGGGUUCUCAGGUUCAGCCAUGAUUGACCAGUGGUAUCUCAUCUUCUUCAACAUGAUGUUCUCUGCCUUCCCACAACUCAUCACUGGCACUCUGGACAAAGACGUGUCAGCGGAGACUCUCCAGCAACUACCUCAGCUCUACAUGACCGGCCAGAACUCCGAGGAAUAUAAGCCAUAUAUGUUCUGGAUGAACAUGAUCGAUGCCUUCUACCAGAGUCUGGUCUGCUUCUUCAUUCCUUACUUCGCCUACGCUGACUCUGAUGUGGAUCUGUUUACAUGGGGAACUCCCAUCACCACCCUCGCUUUAUUCACCAUUCUGCUGCACUUGGGCAUUGAGACCAAAACCUGGACCUGGAUGAACUGGCUGUCUAUCUCCUUCAGUAUAGCCUUGUUCUUCACCGUGGCUCUGUGCUACAACACCUCCUGUCCCACCUGCUACCCCCCCUCUAACCCCUACUGGACCAUGCAGAGGCUGCUGCAGGACCCCCUCUUCUACCUGCUCUGUGUCAUCACACCUGUAGCGGCGCUGCUGCCUCGAUAUUUCUACAGGGCGUGUCAAGGCACGCUGUUUCCCAGCCCGGUCCAAGUUGGAAGUCAGUUGGAUAAACUCCCCGCUGAAACCCGCAAGAACAUCCUCAGCCUGAGCAGGGUCAAGGUGGGGUCACCGCUCAGCCCCAAGCCUCCCUUCCUGUCCCUCAACAAGCCCUCCCCUAAAGGUUGCAAUAAAAAAGACCAGAGGAGCUUCCCCAGCUCCACGGCAUCACAUGCCAAGAAGGGGCCCAUCUCACAGGCAGAUGAAGAGACGGGUCGGAGGAGCCCGCUGGGGCCCACAGACAGUGAGAAGGGCCUUUCAGGUCUCUACACAAUAGUUCCUACAGAAAUAGACACUCUUCCUUACACCAAAGACGCUCCUCCGCUCUCCGAGGAGAAGCUGCCUCCUUCCACCAAAGACUCCGAGUUUCUCGAUAAGACUUCAGAGCCGUCGGAUCAGAGUCUGUCCAGCUGGAUCACCUCCACGCCUCUGCUCACACAGACAGACAGCGUCCAGCUGACUCUGCCCCCUGACGGAGACUCGCAGUGCGUCAAAUACAUGAGGAACUCAGAGGAAAGACUCAAGUCUGACCACGCCGUUCAUCCAGCACACAGGACAGAGCCGGUGGCAGACCAGUUGCUGCACACCACCUUGUGAUGUCUUCUGGUCUGAAGUAUCUUAACUCAAACUCCAAUUUGCACGAUAGUUUUUUUGAAAUCUAAUUUUAUUGUAUUUUUCAAGGAGAUUCUUUUAUAAAAGACAGAAAUAGGUACUUUAUAUUUUGGAUGUUUAAAACUAAAGAUAUAUCUGAGGUUUGGAAGAACUGGAAUAUCUCCUGUUCUUGUUUUUUCUUUUUCUUCUUUUUCUGUUCUUUGGUUUUUUUUUCCUUCACCCUGGGGAAAUUUUACUUCACAAAGAUGCAUCUCAGUACUUGAUCAGGUUUUUAAUGUAAAGAGGAGCGAAGAGACUUUCCACUGCGGGGUUGUUUGGGAGUUUGUUGUCUCUCUGAUGUGGUACCCUGUUCAUUCUUUCAGCUUGGCCUGUAAAUGCAUUAAGACCUGGGUCAGUUGCCAGUGUGGCCUUAAAUCAGUGUUGGUAUAACUGAGGAGAGAAGUUUUAUAGGUUUUAAGUCCCGACAGAAACACGUUUGAUUUUGUGUGUGACGAUUUCCAUGCAAAUAAGAGAUUUAUUUUUACAUACUUCAGCAAAUAGUGGCAUUUGUUCAGUGCAUAUUUGUCUUGUUGCUGGAUUUUUUGCUAAAUUUUAAAUGCUGAAAAGUGUGUUUAUAACUGUUGUGUCGUACAGUACAUUCCACUGAAAAAUUGAGAGCUGUAGGUUUUUGAAUAUAAUCAUUUUAGGAGCACACAACAAGAAAUUUUCAAUUCAGUCUGUAUACAGCAAAACGCUACCAGAAAUUAUGCUCUUUUUGUGUGUGUGUGUGUGUGUGUGUGUGUGUGUGUGUGUGUGUGUGUGUGUGUCCAUUGACUCUUUGGAUCCGUUUUUACAGUGCCAGCCAGUUUCAUUUUAAAAGAAUAGUUUGACAAUUCGGGAAAAUGAAGAUCGAUACCACUCUCAUCUCUGUCCAUUAGCCAGGCUAGCUGUUUCCCCUGCUUCCAAUCUGCAUGCUAAGCUAAGCUAACCGUCGUCUGGCUUUAGCAGCUUCAUUUUAAACAUACAAACACGAAAAUGGUAUCAAUCCACGAAGCUGUAUCCAGUUGGCGAUUAGCUUAGCUUAGCAUAAAGACUGGAAACAGGGGGAAACUGUUAGCCUGGAUAGCAGCUAGCUCUGUUCAAAACUAUCAAAAUCUGCCCACCAGCACCGCUAAAGCUCACUAAUUAAUCUCUAAUAAACUGGAGUCUUUCUGUCAUUGUGAGGUUGCCAGGCAACCAGUAAAAACAUCUUUUAUACAGAUUAUUCAAAUGAGAUACAACUUGUUAAUUACAGACUUCUUGUUUCCAGUCUUUAUGCUAAGCUAAGCUAACUUGCAUACAGGCAACAGAGUGGUAUCUUCUCCUCUAAUUCAGUAAGAAAGCAAAUAAACUUAUUUCCCAAAUGUGAAGCUAUUCCUUUAAGCACUGUACAGUAGGUUGACAACAAGCUACCGUCACGUUUCAUAAAGCCGUUUACUUGAAGGUCCUUUUCUUUUCUUUUUUUAAGUAUGUUUCAUGUGUUGAGUUUAUUUUAACCCAGUGUAACCUUUUUAUUUCUUCUGCUGGUGUUCAGCUGAAAACCAAAAGCUGAACGGUGAAAGAAGGUCUUUCCCAAAUGCAAAAGAUGUGGCUUUAAGAUUUAAAUUUGCACUUUGAAAGCAUUAUUUCAGAAGUACCAACGAGUUUUGUUGGUGCUGUUGACAUGUCCAGUGCUCAGAUACAGUAUGAAAAGGAUGGCAAGGUUUGCUUACUUUACACUCUGGCUUUAAAUAUCAUGAUGUAUUUGUCGUCACUGACAAACUAGAAAAACGUAUGGAAAAUUUUAAAGAUGCUAUAGUUUGUUUAAUUGUUUAGCAUUUAAAGCAGCAGCACCUUUAAUAUGUUAUGAUUGUUGUAUCUCAUUGCAGUAUCAUUUACCAAAGAUCAUUUAUAUUUCUGUAUUUUCUAAGCAAUAGUAUGUGCAUUAACACUGGAUAAGAAAUUACAAAUCUAAGACUUUGCUUAUGAUGCUGAAGUUUAGAGAUGACAGUGCAUCUUUGUUCAAUGAGGAGCAUUUAGUGUUUGUGUAAAUGAUAUUUAUGAAGCUACAUGUGGCUUCUCUCCUCCUGUCUGUUUUUUUUUUUUUACUUUUUUGCACACGGUGCUUUCUCCUGGCAUGUCAUUCAGAUUCCUGACUCCGCAGUCUGUCCACUUUGUUGUAUAGGUUCUGUCUGUUCUGUGCUUUUGGCAUCGCACUUGUUGACGCAUUUGUGCCAGAAGGAAGCUCGAGCAUGUUCACUGCUGCGUAUCACAGAUUCCUCACAGGAACAUUGGCUCUCGGCGCACACGGCCUUGGAUAUAUCUGAACUCUUUUUUUUCUUUCUUUACAUUUAUGUUUCGAUUACAUGGUGGGUCUAAGUUUCACAUUUGAGGGGGGAAAUUAUCAGCUGUUGAUCCUUUAGAUCAUCGUUCAAGGUAUAAAUCUAAAUAUCUAAUAGACUCGAGAUCAUUCAAGUUCUGGUUCGGUUCAGUCUCUCUAGAUUAAUAUAGUAAUAGUUUGUAGCAAACUGGAAAAGCUGCACAGUUGGAGCUCACAGCAGAAACCUGCACUUCAUCACCUCACACACGUCAACAUUGGAAAAACUAAAGUUACAUUUUGUUCAGAUAAAAGUUUUUUUUUUUUCUACUUUGUCCUUGGAGUAAUUGGAAAUUACUUGUAUCAUGGCUACUUGUGAACAAAAUAAAAACAAUAAUAAAGUAUUAACCCUUU